CCAGCCUGCGCAAGCGCGCUGUGGGCCGUUAGCUGUCAGGAGCCUAGCAGCGGGCGGCGGGGAUCCGACGUCUGUGCAGGGACUCAGCUAUCUGAGCCCGGUGCAGCAACCACCCCGACAAGCAAGCGCCCCGAAGGCCCGGGCUGCCUGCCAGGUCACAGAGUCGAGCGGAGACCUGUGGGGCAGUUGGCCGCGCAGGCAAGAUGGGGAACCGGGAGAUGGAGGAGCUGAUCCCGCUGGUGAACCGUCUGCAGGACGCCUUCUCGGCGCUGGGACAGAGCUGUCUGCUGGAGCUGCCGCAGAUCGCCGUAGUGGGCGGCCAGAGCGCCGGCAAGAGCUCGGUGCUCGAGAACUUCGUGGGCAGGGACUUUCUUCCUCGAGGCUCAGGCAUCGUAACCAGACGACCCCUUGUACUCCAGCUUGUCACCUCUAAAGCAGAAUAUGCUGAGUUUCUACAUUGCAAAGGGAAAAAAUUUACAGAUUUUGAUGAGGUUCGCCAUGAGAUUGAAGCAGAAACAGAUCGAGUGACGGGAAUGAAUAAGGGCAUCUCCUCCAUACCCAUCAACCUCCGAGUCUAUUCUCCACAUGUGUUAAAUCUAACGCUAAUCGACUUACCUGGAAUAACGAAAGUGCCAGUGGGAGACCAGCCACCAGAUAUUGAGUAUCAGAUCAGAGAUAUGAUUAUGCAGUUCAUCACAAGGGAGAACUGUCUGAUUUUGGCUGUCACCCCAGCUAACACUGAUCUUGCGAACUCAGAUGCACUGAAGCUAGCAAAAGAAGUUGAUCCUCAAGGUCUGAGGACCAUUGGCGUUAUCACAAAGCUGGAUCUCAUGGAUGAAGGAACUGAUGCCAGGGAUGUGCUGGAGAACAAGCUGCUGCCUCUUCGAAGGGGCUACGUGGGGGUGGUCAACAGAAGCCAGAAGGACAUAGAUGGGAAGAAGGACAUUAAGGCGGCCAUGUUGGCAGAAAGGAAAUUUUUCCUUUCUCACCCGGCUUAUAGACAUAUUGCUGAUCGUAUGGGGACCCCCCACCUCCAGAAGGUCCUGAAUCAGCAACUUACCAACCAUAUUCGAGAUACCCUACCCAACUUCAGGAACAAACUCCAGGGACAGUUGCUCUCCAUCGAACAUGAAGUCGAAGCCUUCAAAAACUUCAAACCGGAAGACCCCACGAGGAAGACAAAAGCUCUGUUGCAGAUGGUCCAGCAGUUCGCUGUGGACUUUGAGAAGAGAAUCGAAGGGUCGGGGGACCAAGUCGAUACACUAGAGCUCUCUGGCGGUGCUAAAAUCAAUCGCAUUUUCCACGAGCGCUUUCCCUUUGAGAUAGUGAAGAUGGAGUUCAAUGAGAAAGAAUUGAGAAGAGAAAUAAGCUAUGCAAUCAAAAACAUACAUGGUAUCAGGACAGGGCUGUUUACUCCAGACAUGGCAUUUGAGGCAAUAGUCAAAAAGCAGAUAGUAAAGCUGAAAGGACCUUCCUUGAAGAGCGUGGACCUGGUAAUGCAGGAAUUGAUCAACACUGUGAAGAAGUGUACCAAGAAACUGGCUAACUUCCCCAGACUUUGUGAGGAAACAGAAAGGAUCGUUGCUAACCACAUCCGUGAGAGAGAAGGGAAGACCAAGGACCAGGUCCUGCUGUUGAUUGACAUUCAAGUCUCGUACAUUAACACCAACCAUGAAGACUUUAUCGGCUUUGCAAAUGCUCAGCAGAGGAGCAGUCAGGUUCACAAGAAAAGCACAAUUGGAAAUCAGGGAACCAAUCUUCCGCCUUCAAGGCAAAUUGUGAUUCGUAAGGGCUGGCUGACUGUCAGCAACAUUGGGAUCAUGAAAGGAGGCUCGAAGGGCUACUGGUUCGUCCUCACUGCAGAAAGCUUGUGCUGGUAUAAAGAUGAUGAGGAAAAAGAAAAGAAAUACAUGCUUCCACUGGACAACCUGAAAGUCCGGGAUGUGGAGAAGGGCUUCAUGUCCAGCAAGCACGUCUUUGCACUCUUUAACACAGAACAAAGGAAUGUAUACAAAGACUAUCGUUUCCUGGAGUUGGCCUGUGAUUCCCAGGAGGAUGUGGACAGCUGGAAAGCAUCUCUGCUAAGAGCUGGGGUCUAUCCAGAUAAAUCUUUAGGAAGCAACAAAAAUGAAAAUGAUGAAAAUGGCCAAGCAGAAAACUUUUCCAUGGACCCACAGUUGGAGAGGCAAGUGGAGACCAUACGCAACCUAGUAGACUCUUACAUGUCAAUAAUCAACAAAUGCAUCCGAGACCUAAUUCCAAAAACAAUAAUGCAUCUGAUGAUCAAUAAUGUUAAAGACUUCAUCAACUCUGAGCUCCUAGCACAACUAUAUUCUUCUGAGGACCAAAACACUCUGAUGGAAGAGUCUGCUGAGCAGGCUCAGCGCCGGGAUGAGAUGCUCCGAAUGUACCAAGCCUUGAAAGAAGCCCUUGUGAUCAUUGGUGACAUCAACACGGCCACUGUGUCAACCCCAGCCCCACCUCCAGUAGAUGACUCCUGGCUCCAACAUUCCCGCAGGUCACCUCCUCCAAGCCCCACCCAAAGGCGGCCAACUCUAAGUGCUCCCCUCACGAGGCCCACAUCUGGCCGUGGACCAGCCCCUGCCAUUCCCUCUCCAGGCCCCCAUUCUGGGGCUCCCCCAGUCCCAUUCCGCCCCGGCCCAUUACCUCCUUUUCCCAACAGCAGUGACUCCUUCGGAACCCCUCCGCAAGUUCCUUCCAGGCCCACGAGGGCACCCCCCAGUGUUCCAAGGUUUGGUGCCAUGAAGGAGGAAGCUGCCGAGCCUUGAAGUCGUGGGGCUCAGCGUACAUGGAAAUUAAGCAACCCGUGUGACUAACCUGGUGUCAUUCCCCUGCGGUCACACAUGGAAACAUCCUGACUUACCCCCUCUACUCCUGAACAGCCCUCUAAAACUGAUGUUUUUAGCAGCCAAGUGUCAUUUAGACAAAGGAUGAAAUCACCUUGUGAUUUGUGAUGUCAGCUGUGCAUUUUCUGUUCUCCCCACUAGCCUCCCUCAAAGAAAAAAAUAAAAACUAUAGUCAGAUAUUCGGAUUUGUCAGGGAGCUGGGUUUUUUUUUUUUUUUUAAGCAACUAGAUUUAAAAGUUUAAAAAAACCCACAUUAUUCAAAAAUAUAAUUGCUAAGAGCAGAACUUUGAGUUGUUAUAACAAAUUCUUAUUUUCAAGGCAAACAUAUUAUAAAAAAAUUGGUACUGAAGCCUCCAAAUGUAAUUAAUAAUUUGCUGCAGGUUCAACAUGAAUUGUCAUGAUGAGCUCAUGGUACUUUAAUGAAGCUAAAAUUUCACUGUUCACUUUAAGAAAACGUCCACUUUUAUUUAAGGCCCUCUGUUAUAUACACCACCAAAAGCUCAUUCUGUUUACAUGACAAUUCUUAUUCCAGUGUACUGUUUCAAUUCUUAUGGCGACAUACUAUUUUGCUGUAAUGAAGCAAUUGGUUAAUGUCAAAGGUUUUCACUCUUCAGGUCCUGUUUUCAAUAUGGUUUAAGUGAAAGUCAGAUUAUCUUAGCAGUUUCCUCCUUGGGUCUAGCAAAGUAGUCUAUUUUACACAGACGUUUCCAUCCUGCCACAGAUCAGAUGAUUGGCAGUCUCUUUAGGUGAGGCCCAUGUAUACCACAUUCAGUGUCCCACAGGUCAGAAUUUGUGAACUUUGUGGAAGUGUCUAGGUAGACAUCGGUUGGCCUGUCUGCUUUCCCUGUGCCCCUUAUCUUUUCCACAUAGCCUAUGUUGCAGGAAAGCAAAAGCAAAAAAGGGGAGAUAAGACUUACCUAAUGCAAACCACAAAUAACCCAAAUGCAGACAGCAGACAGCUCACCCUACCCUAAGCUGCUGUUGGCGCAGCAGCGGCGACAGGCGUUCAGUUAGGCAAACACAACUGCGCCCAUCGCUCACGUCAAUAACAAACAGCUCUAAGUCACUAAACGCUCAGUCACUGCAGCACAAGCCCUUUUGCAUUUCAGGGUGCCCAGUUCUGCCCUGGGUUUCACCCGAUUGAUAGAGGAAGGCAGCCAAGACAGGAGUCUGGUAAAGGAGGCGCUGGCCAGGGAGAAUGCACGGCUGAGGAGGAGGAUUUUUUCCUGUGGCUAGUCAGCAGCACUGUCACCAGCUGGAAUCUGCUGAAUGUUCCGAUAUACAAGUUGAAGUCAGCUCAGAAAAAGGGGAGCAAUACCCCACCCAGUGUAAGCAGACACGCCAGACUUAGGGGUGCACACAAGCCAGUUAGGACUCGAGUUUCAUCAACAUGUUCUUUCAUUCCCCUCACUGUAAGAAAAGGAUGAUUUUCAAGAAAGCUUCACACUCAGACACUCCAAAGACUUCAGAAACUCAUGAUGUAUGAUUUCGUGGCUCUUUCAUGUCUACCUUUUAGCCAGGCAGAAAACUACGAGAACAGGCUUUUUUGUUUUUGUUUUUUUUUCUUUUCUUUUCCUCCAACUCAGCAGCUACUAUGAGAGAUUAAAAGUGAGAUUUAGACAAACCUUGCAAGACAGCCAGGAAAUUAAAGAUGAAAAUGUAAAUGCAGCAUCUUGCUCUAUGGACAUCCCCGGGACACCUAACUCCAGCAGUAUAAGAAAGGAGUCGAGGACUUAGCUGAGGGUUUGAUGGCUUCGCCUGCUUGUCAUGCUUUUAUUGCUGCUUAAACAUAGAAUUUUAAAGUCUCUGACACUGGAAUUCCUUAGCUUACUCAUGCCAACAUAUUGUAAGCAUUGUCUGGGGGGACCCUCUGAAUCUAAACACAUAUUUACACCCUUUAGUUGCCAAAUGGACUCCAUCUGGCUCACCGAUGUUGUUGCCAAAGGGAUAUUACACUUUUGGUCAGGCUAGAAUUUUCAGUGCCAGAGUAGGGGUUUCUGGGAAGGCUCUGGGUCUGAGAGACACUACACGUUUGUAGAUGCCACAUUACGUGAGUAUUUGUAUGUUUGGAUCACAUGGCGACUCUAACUCAAAAUAGAAUUCCAACACAGGACAAUGUCAAAAGCCACAAGGUUUUCAGGAACCCUCUCCAUGGCAUGGCUCAUUCUUCACAUCUGGCUGCUCUUCAGGCAUCAGAGCCACAUGAUAGGCAAAACCACAAAUACCAAAUGCUCCAAUUUCUUCUUUUUAACCAUUCCCAUAAGCACUGAGAAAUAUCCACUCUUGUUUUUCAGUCAAAAUAAUCAGUUCACACGAAUCACAUGAACUCAUUCUGUCCACAGGCCUGGGGGGGCGGGGAGUAGUGAAAAUGGUAAUUAGCCAAAUUCUCCAUGUCUCAGCAUCAGUGUGGCAGGGCACAGCCUCUUGAUUUCAGUUACUCAGAAAGAGGAAAUUGCCCAUACGGGGAUGAUCUAAACACCAGAAAAAUGAGACAAGGUAUGAUAACGCUCCUCACUGCUCUUACAGGAACCCCAUAAAUGUACAUACAGGUAACUAUGAGAUUCAUCAAUAAGCACCAUCCUUUCCCUGUUUCUUUGAUGGGAAGGAUGGUAUAGAAGCAGAGAAGAAAAUAAAGACUAAAUCAUCAUAGAUACUGGACCACAGACAUAUUUCAAAAUUUGAAAACUAAGAGAAGCUAAAAUAAAGGUGGACAUAACAGCAUAUACCUAUAGCCCCAUAACUUGGGAGGCUGAGGCAGAAGGAUCAUGAGUUUGAAGCCAACCUGGGUUAUAUCGUGAGUUCAGGCCAUCACAAGCUAUAUAGUAAGAUCCUCUCUCAACUCUACCACACUCCCUCCAAAAACGAAGGUGGGCAGUGUGAGAAGGCCUCAAGUAGCUUUCAGUUUAAUCUGGGAAAUGGCCCUAUUCUACAACCAAAUAUACCAUUUGCCUCCACCAUGUGAACACUUGCAUUUGGUUUUAGAUAUUUGGAAGCAAUGUAGUCUAGAUAUAUCCUUCAUCUGCAUACGUCAAUAAAACAUUCAAUAUAACACAAAUAUAUAUCAUUUGCAAGUACCUGUGAUUAUUGUAUAGUUCAUCUAGCAUGCAAUAAUCUCUUGUGGCAGAAAGAGAGGAGAAAGCCUACUUUGGCUAUUUUUAUUUUCCACUCUUUUCUUGAACUUACUAUGUGGCCACCUCUAGCCUUGAAUUCCUAAUCUUCCUGCCUCUAUCUCCCAAGUGUUCAGAUUAUAGGAGUGUACCAUGUAAUACCCAGGAAGAAGGACAUCUAAGGCAUUUUGUAAUACUUUGGGUAGUUUGCUUGACAAUAGAUACUUUUAUAAGAUGCAUUCUGGACCAUGUGUAUUUUCUUAAGUUCAUAGUGUGAUUAUUCUCAAAGCUAAUUUUAAAACUGAAUGAAAAUUUUCCUUCAAGUAAACCUUCCUUUAAGUAUCAUGCCCCAGGGCCUACACCACAAGACAUUCCCACUCCCUGCUACUACAAUUGCAUUCACAAGAAAAAGCUGUAAAAACUCAGCCAAAUAUCCACUGGUUUUUAAAAAACACUCCCUAUAGUGUCAGAAACUAUUUUAACAACUAAAAUAAUAAACCUUCAUGUGAGGCAAGUUCUACAGUAUCUUAAUUAUUGGCUUCUGGGGUGAAAAAUUAAGGAAACAUUAGUGAAUGUGUUAACUAGACAAAGCAUGGCAGGAAUUUCCCUCCAUUUACCUAAGACUGAAAGCAAAAUAAAAUCCAUGCUCUGUAUGUAAGCCACCGGCAUGAGAGCGAAAUUCAAAUUGUAGAACUACCAAUAAAUAACAGCGCUCAGAAAAAAAUCCCUGUAACUCAUCAGGAGCCUUCGAUUAACCUAGUGAAAUGCUCUAUGGUUCAGUUCAGGAAUCUGUAAUGAGGGGAUGUUGAUAUAAUUGUUCGUCUAUGAUGUACAGUGGUUAGUGUUCUGCCCUGCAAUGUAAUUGUUUACAUUGCCUUAAUAUUUCCAAUACUCUAAAUGAUUCUAUUAACAUCUUAAUAUUUAAUACUUGAAAGCCAGUUUGAAUCUUUGGCUUUUAAAAGUUCAUGAUUUUUGAAUACACACAUUGAGCUGAUGCUUUUUUUUCUUCCAAUUAUGCUCUUGCAGCUUUCACUCUGUUUUUAACUCGAGGCCUUUUUCUCCAUGAGUCUAUUUGGUACAUACUCUUAAUUCAUAGUCUUCUAGGUGAGGACAGUACAUGUGGACACUCAUGCCAGGGCAACUUACCAGUCCUACUAUAUUGUUCCCAAGUCCCCUUCCCUGCAGAAUGGGGAAUUUUGGUAAAAUAGUCUAGAGAGACCCCAAGGUAUCUCUGCAAGUUACAAGUGCUUCAUGGUCUCCGUAGCCUGUUUGCAGUUUUCAAUUGAAAUGCUAUUUUUUUGUCAUAGGAAUUUGCAUAUUUUACUUUUUCCCCUGCAGAAUCUAUACCUAACCUAAACCGAUUAUAUAGUUAGCACUAUAUAAUCGGUUAAAAUGAAAGCACAUCUUCCAAUGGAAUCCCGUGAGAGUAGGGUGGUAGCGCCGUUGUCUCUCAUACAGAAGACAGUGUCGAAUUGGAAAAACAAGGCUUAGGAGCAUCCCCCUUUCCUGCAAAUCCCUUGCAGCCCCUCUCCUUUAUUCAUCCCUGCUCUGAUUUCCUUUGUCACUCUGGCCCUACACAUCAUUAUAUAGAACAGUCUUCCGCUAGUUACUUAUGGUAGACACCUGUCUUCUAGCUGUGCUUGGCAGGCCAACAGGAUGAGGUAAUAAUCAGAAGAGAAUGUUCUGGUUCUUUAGCCACAUCCACGUACAAUUUUACUCAAAACAGCUCUCUGCGGGUGAGAACAGAGCGGUUUUGAGAUCCCUCUGUCUAACAUUCUGUAGAAGCCUGGAAGAAAAAAACUGUAAACUUUUUUGAUCCUUCUAGAAUAAUGGAAACAUAAAUGAUAGCUACCUUGGCCCAUCCUUUCAAAACUGUUUACACACAGAUGUGCAUGGAAAUGAGACCCUCACAUUUAUAAACAUUUUGGCUCUAUUUUCUCCAAGUCCAGCCGUCAUCUUAAGCACUUCUCCAUGUGGCUGUACAGCACUGUUUUCCUAAGAGCAUAUUUUGUGAAGGAUUUCUCCAGGGCAAUGGCAGUCUUUGUAAGACAGAUGCCUGAAGGACAUAUGGUUUCCAUAGAUUUUCUGUCUAGACUGGCUUUAUUUAGUGACUCUUGGUCUGAGUUGGUCUAGUUAAAGUUUCUGCAGGAGCUUGUAUAAAAAUUUUUAGGUGUGGGCAUACCAUCAAGGUGUAAAACAAAAACUUUGACUUCAUAUUGGCAAGAGAAUAGAAGGGUUCAUUGAACAUUUUUCUUUAAGUUCUGAUCAUGUUGAACGUCCACUUACUCAUUCCAUCCCCAACCACUGUCCAGAAUGGAGACUAACUCUUAGUCUGAUUACUGCUAAGUUCACACCCUCCUCGAUGUUUUCCUGAGAAAAUUCUUUGUGUUGCCAUUGGUGUGUGUGUGUGUGUGUGUGUGUGUGUGUGUGUGUGUGUGUGUGUGUGUUUGAAAGCUCUAAUUCUCUCUUUACAUGGCCCAGGGGACCUAUGAUUUCUUGCCCUUUUAGCACCAAUUUUUUUUACAAACACAGCAUUUUUCUGACUUGAAGGAAAAAAAAAAAAAGCCACUGAGUAAGGGACUCAACCAUUUGGCAUUUCGGUAGCUCCUUCAACCAACAAUGAAAAUUCUGUUUUAAAAUGUGGUUUCUGAGCCAGUGUUCAAGGCUGCUCUAGAAACAAUAAGAUCCUUUCAGGAGGAAAGAAUAACUUCUCAGCUUGCCCAGAAGUCAGCUUUGCUCUCUUUUGUGAACAACAGGCUCAUGGAAAGGAAAGACCCUGCGACACUCUGCACACACACACAAAAUGCUGUCACUUGCCCUCUCACUGAGCAUUUAAUUGGUCUUCUUCACAUAUUUGUUCACUGACAUGGCAGCUCACAAGGCACAACGCCUCUCUGUUUUUCUGUUUGCUUUAAUUUUUUCUUUUGUUUUUAAAUGUUGAGCUCUAAGGCAUAUUAGAGCUCCCCCUGCUGGACUUUUUAAGAACACUAUUGAGUAGGCCAUGGGUAUCAUGGCAAUUCUUUGUCUCCAUUUUUUGCCACUCAAAGGGCAAGAAAAGUAUUGUGUAGCACAUUUAAAACUGGCCUUUUGACUCACCGGUGUCACCAGCCAAGAGUAAAACAUUGGUGCAUCCUGGUCUUUUCUAAAUCUUCAGAUUUAGAUUUAUUUUGUUACAGUAAAGCAAUUUUUCAAAAAGAAUUGGCCUGCUCCCCUUUCUAAUCACCCAGUUACCUUCUCUGAACUAAGGCCCCAAGCCCUAUCCCUAUGCCUGAAAGACAUCCAAGGUCGUGCUCGUCUUUCCUAAAGCAGAAGUGAGUUUACUGUCUCGUUCAGAGGUGCAGAUCACUGUGUUUUCCCUCCCUCCUCCUGCUUUUUCUUUUCCAUGACUUCUAAUGCCAGGGGACUGCACAUCCUGGAAGUGGAAACUUCCCAUAGCUCCUUCUGGGUACCUACUUCAGAGCCUCACUUCCUUCCUCCAGAUGGCAAAAUCAGAUCCUCCCUCUCCUGGAGCCUGAGGUAGGAGGGAGGUGAGGACCAG
Messenger RNA from Peromyscus leucopus (white-footed mouse), 9512 nucleotides. It is a transcript of the gene Dnm3, whose product is annotated as dynamin 3. Bases 204 to 2789 code for a protein of 861 amino acids. The record is from RefSeq and is a predicted model, not a curated record. Gene Ontology annotation, cellular component: cytoplasm; microtubule; membrane. Gene Ontology annotation, molecular function: GTPase activity; microtubule binding; GTP binding. The transcript is spliced from 22 exons. Lineage: Eukaryota; Metazoa; Chordata; Mammalia; Rodentia; Cricetidae.